GCUGUGUUUCUGUGCCAGUGUGACAGCCAUGUCCAGCACCUUUGACAUCAUGAGGGAGGCCGCUCUCAGCCUGGACAGUCCUCUGCCCUGUCACAACUACAACUGUGACUGCGCCUACAAGCACCAGCGGGGCUGCUGCUGCGUGGCGAACCAGGUGAACGCUCUUGAAGAGGCCACCUUUGUGAGGAUGGUCGGGCUGUGGGAGCAGCUUUCCAGACUGCAGGAUGAUGUAGCGGAGCUUACAGAUAACACUCAGAUAGCCUUCACAGCUGUCAUGGCUCCCAUGCUCCAAGAUAACUGCUUUGGUCCCUUCACUACGAAUGUCACCAUUCCCUAUACCUCCAUCAUCCUCAAUCAAGGCUAUGGUUAUAACCCUACUCUGGGUAUCUUCACUGCUCCCCGCUCCGGUAUCUACGUCUUCUCCUUCACUGCCUACUCCAAUGUGGGGGACCCCGAAGGGCGCCUCUACCAUAAGGUCCAGCUGAUGAAGAACGGCCAGGUGGUGGCAUCGAUGUGGGAGGACAACCGGGAGGACAUGGAGGACAGUGGUACUCAGGUGGUGUUGGUGGCUCUACGGCGAGGUGGCCAGGCAUACAUGCAGCUGUUGUCUGGCAGGAACCUUUGUGGGGACACCAGAGGGGACAACAUCUUCUCCGGACACUUCCUUUACCCCUAUGAAGAAGAGUAGCAGAGGAACAGAAGAAGAGAGAGAAGCUCUUCAAGUUUAUGACCUCGAGUCCAUAAAUGAGUCAGUUUUAUUUCAACUGCCCAGCUGGGACUGCGGGGCUCAUGGAAACAUACUAGUACUCUGUGUGACGAUGGCGCUUCGGACGCUGGUUCAUAAAGCUUUUCUGUUGUCAAGACCCCAGGUCUUUAGGAGCCCAUGUUUUCAAGCAAAAUAUGUUAUGACGUAACGCACACAUGUACACAAGCACACUAAAACACUCGAAAACACACAUAAUGUACAUAUUGAGGAAACACAAAAGCAUGCAAAUACACAUCAAAGCAAACUACACAAGUGCAAUAGUGAAACCACGCCUCAACAACUUGCAUUUUGCACAUGAAAAAAGUGUAAAAUUGUGAGGGGAUUUAAUUUGAGCAAAAUAAAAGUGGCUUUUAA
Messenger RNA from Lampris incognitus (smalleye Pacific opah), 1120 nucleotides. It is a transcript of the gene cbln18, whose product is annotated as cerebellin 18. Lineage: Eukaryota; Metazoa; Chordata; Actinopteri; Lampriformes; Lampridae. The coding region runs from base 29 to 688 and encodes 219 amino acids. Gene Ontology annotation, molecular function: protein binding. The transcript is spliced from 6 exons. The record is from RefSeq and is a predicted model, not a curated record.